AUGGGAAGGCCAAAAAAAAUUGUUAGUCAAAAGAAUAUUGAAAAUUUUCAAAAGGAAUUAGAAGAAGUAGGUGAACGUACAGAUCUACUUUUGCAGGACAAAAGAGGAAGAUCUAAAUCAUGUUUGUUUUGUAGGAGAAGAAAGCAGCGUUGUGACCAUAAACUACCCAGUUGUACUGCAUGUCUAAAAGCAGCAGUUAAAUGUGUUCAACCUGUUAGGUAUUCUAACGCCACAAACAACGUUUCGAAAAAAGAUAGAGCAAAGAAACCUAAUUCGACCAAUACCACAGACUCUCCAUACACCGCAUUUUCAUCCCAGUCUGGAACUCCAGAUUUAUCCUCUAUACAACAGUUAAAUAGCUCACAAGCCAGCUCUCAAAUAGAUUUGAUGAAUAUACCGAUAUCUGGACAGACUGUAAAUAAGAUACAACCAAUAACGACUCAUAAUUCUGCCGUUGUUGAGACAAAAGUUGUGAAUACUGAAGAAUCUAAUAAUAUGUUAUUAAAGAAAAUUAAAUAUUUAGAGCAAUUACUUGAUCUAUCUCCAACUAGUUCACAAUUUGCAGAAAGAGUAGAAAAAUAUAAACAAUUAAAUAGCAUGAUUGGAGAGACACAAAAUAGUCAAAAUCUAGGAUCACAACAUCAACAAUCUCUAUUUUCUUCGCCAGGGCCUAUUUACGCUAAUCAAUCGUCAUCAUCUCAAUCUGUUGAUGGUGCCUUUAAUCAAAAUAGAGGGAUGCCAUACAGAGCUCCUAUUAGACAAUCAAUAAACUCUCCAACGGUACAAGAACCAGAAAAAUACAGAUUAGUCAGGGAUAUUCCUGCACUUGCUUCUGACUCAGUUGACUCUAUCGAUUUUUCAAAUUCAAUAUUUGCUAAAUAUAAUUUGAAACAAUUGUAUAAUUAUGAUCCAGUAUUUGAAUUUGAUAAAGAAUUAUCGAGGUUAUUUUUGGAUACUUAUUUUACACGUUUGCAAUUCAAAUAUCCAUUAUUAGAUGAAAAUGAAAUAUACACUUUUCAUCAUAAUUAUGUUAAUAAUAAAAUAUAUUCAUAUUCCGAAACUGAAUUUCAUUUUGCGUGUGGUAGAAUGUGGUUACUUUUCAGUAUAAGUGCAUGUUUAUACAUGACAUCAGGUAAAAAUAAAGGUUUACCUCCUUACCGUUAUUUUUCGACAGCAAUUAGACAUAUUUCCAAAUGUGAUCAUAAUUUAACUUAUUUACAACAAGUUGAAUUGUUAACAUUGUUAGUUCUUUAUAUUUUAAGAACCGAUCAAGAUUCUUCAAUCUUAUACGAAAUUAUUAAAGAUGUGAUGGUUAUCUGCAAAGACAAACUUCAACUAAACAUAUUUGGUGCAGAAGAUGUACACUGUUAUAAAAAGUUAAGAAUAUUUUGGUCAGUCUAUUUAUUAGAGAGAAUGAUUUGCAUUUCAGUUUGGAGACCUUACUCAAUUGUCGAAUCAGAGAUUAAGUUACCAUAUUUGCCAAAUGACGUCUUUGAACACAAUGGGAAAACUCCUCAAAAAAAUAAUAAUGUUUUCUUUUUAAACCAAUCUUUGAUGUUAAGAAGGAUUGAGUCUGAGUUUGUAGAAAAAUUGAAGAUACUACCUCAUACUGUAACUGAUAAAAAGAUAUUAAAGGAGCAGUUGCCUUUAGUAAAGAAUUAUUUCCACAGAUUGGAAUCAUGGAGAGCUGGCUGUUCAGCAUCUCAUUUUAAGAAUUAUGAGAACGAAACAAUUAAAUUGUAUUAUUAUAGAUCUGUAAGGUUAUUGAUUCAACCAUAUCUAGAGGUUUUGAAGCCUGAAGAUAGAUUGUUUAGAGAAUGUCAGGCAGCUGCUGGUCAGAUUUGUCAAUUAUAUAAAAUUUUCCAUCAAAAAACUGUAUAUGGACAUUCUACACCUGCUGUUCAUAUCGUUUUUGUUGCGGGCGUGACAUUAAUAUACUGUAUGUGGUUAACAAGAAAUUUAGAUGAUAAGAGAAGAAAGAUAUUAGGUGAUGUAUCAAAACACACUAGGCCCCACUUAAGUGCAAGUUUGUUUAGUACCAUUGAUGAUUUAAGAGCAUGCUCUGUUUGUCUUUAUUCUAUGACGGAAAGAUCUAAAUUUGCAAGAAUAUUUAGAGACACAUUUGAUCAGUUAAUGAAUGCUACCAUAGGGAACUUGAUUGAACGUUGUGGACCAGAUUCAUCUGAAUUAAUUUAUAUAACAUCAGGUAACAAUGAAUUAGUCAUCCAAGAUGGUGUUGAUCAGUAUUCUAAAUUGAAUAUGGGAGGAUCAAAACAUGAUGGUAUGCCUCCGGCAGUUAAUAGAGUUUAUGGUAAAAGACAAGGUGAAUCAUAUGGCGGUUUUGUUGAAAAUUCCCAAGUUGAUCGAGAAACUAAACAUGAUUUGAAAAGAAGUCGGAAAGUUUUAGAAAAUACGUCACUACCAAAUGGAUUGUCUAAUUUGUUAAUCAAUGGCACAGACUCUGAUAAAUCUGACGGAAAUUUGGACGAUAAUAUUGAAAAGACAUCGGAGGAGUUGUCUAACAAUUUCACUAAUCCUGGCACUAGUUCUGAAUCAGAAAAAGCAAUCAUUAACCGAUUAUUUUGCAAUGCUCCAGAGAAUGUAUCAGAUGACAACAAAAAGAAUCAAUACAUCGUCAAAAAACCAAAUGCAUCUCCUGAGGUUGACUGGGAGCCUUAUCAAAUACAGGCUUAUUUACAGCAACAUGUAGCUCGCCAAAACUUACAAGCAUAUUUAUCUUCAUUAGUCCCAAAUGCUGCUGCCUCUAUAAACGGAACGCCUCCUAAGCAGUUAAAUGAUGCUCAAAUUAAUGUUAAAUCUCCACCGAUAUAUGAUCGCCGUUCUCCUCAACAAGAAUGUGAUCGCUAUAUUUUAAAUAAUAAUGCUCCUAGCAGUGAUGAGUACUACAAUCAAAAUGUCAGACAAAGUGUGUCUGCUUCUACAUUAGUUAAUGCUGAUGAAAUCACAAACAAGACUCAUUCGAACUUAUCUGUAUCAACUGCAGUACAGACGCCUAUUGAAUCACAACCUUUACCAAUGAUCAAUCCACACAAUGUAAGUAAUGACACGCUUGAGUUAUUCUCUGGAAUUUCUAAUCAAUUCGGUAAUAUUCUAUUGAAUAAUGGAGCACAUGAUAUGAUCAAUAAUAUUUCUUCUUGGACCUCAGAUUUUUCGUCGAUAUUUACUGCGGAGCAAUUAUCAGAAUACAAUUUAGGAAAUGAAUACCAAAAUGAGAAAACAUCCAUGUACUCUAGGAAGUACAAUGCCACUAACCCUAAUUUUGAGAAUGCAAACUUUUUCAAUGGAGUUGGUAACGGGAUGGCUACCAAUAAAUAUUCUAAUCCAAACCCGUCAUUUGUAGAAAUGAAACCAAACAAAUCUGAAUCUUCGACACACUCUCAAAAUAAUUGGAAUAAUAUGUUUGGUAAUCCAUUCACUGAUGGUUUUCAUACUGGGAAAGAAAAUUAUGGCUCUAUUGCCCAAUAA
This is a messenger RNA of Tetrapisispora phaffii CBS 4417, 3486 nucleotides long. RefSeq lists its product as uncharacterized. Lineage: Eukaryota; Fungi; Ascomycota; Saccharomycetes; Saccharomycetales; Saccharomycetaceae. The record is from RefSeq and is a predicted model, not a curated record. Gene Ontology annotation, biological process: positive regulation of transcription by RNA polymerase II; DNA-templated transcription. Bases 1 to 3486 code for a protein of 1161 amino acids. The transcript has a single exon. Gene Ontology annotation, molecular function: DNA-binding transcription factor activity, RNA polymerase II-specific; zinc ion binding; sequence-specific DNA binding.